Molecule: messenger RNA, 2170 nt
Organism: Nerophis lumbriciformis (worm pipefish)
Lineage: Eukaryota; Metazoa; Chordata; Actinopteri; Syngnathiformes; Syngnathidae
Source: RefSeq, a predicted model, not a curated record
GCAAAAAGAGGAAGACCGCAUGCUAUGGUUGUUCGGAGAUUCUUCGAAUUCACGAUCUUAAAGUCAUAUGAUUCACAGCAAAUAUAGCAACAAAUAUCUCAAUUGGUAUUUUCCAAAGCCACGAAACGUGCAUUGAGUUUGGAGCGAUAUGUGAAGUGAAGAUUGAAGACGUGAUAGAAGAUGGACGACUACUGCUAUGCUAAGAUGGCGACGUCCGCUAAAAGAGAACAUGAAAGAGAAUCAACUUCCAGCAAAUCACCAACGGAGAUAAAGACGAAAGAUGAAGACGUCCAGCAGCUGAUCGGUAAUCCAGAAGAAGUUUCCCCUCAGUUAGGGGGGAGCUCCACUUUGAAGCAGGAGACUCCACAACCACCCUGCAUUAAAAAGGAAGAGGAGGAACUCUGCAUCACUCAGGAGGGAGAGUGUCUUCUAGGACGAGAGGAAGCUGAUUACACCAAGUUUCCACUGAGUAUUCUCUCUGUGAAGACUGAAGAUGAUGAAGAGAAACCACAAGUAGACAACCUCUUAGCUCCACUAUCAGAUAGUGAGGCUGAAGACGAGGUUGAAGAACCUUUGAGCAGCGAUAAAGACUGUGAAGGUGAUAUGAGGACUCACACUGACAACAAACACUCUGAAUGCUCUACAAAGAAGAGAGGUAAAACAUGUUUGAGCUGCUCAGUUUGUGCUAAAAGUUUUACUAAAAAGAGCCGUUUGACUGAACACAUGAGAACACACACAGGAGAAAAAACAUUUAAGUGUUCAGUUUGUUUCAAAAGCUUUUCUCGGAAUAGCAUUUUGACUGAACACACGAGAACACACACAGGAGAAAAAACAUUUAAGUGUUCAGUUUGUGGCAAAAGCUUUUCUCGAAAUAGCAUUUUGACUGAACACAUGAAAACACACACAGGAGAAAAAACAUUUAAGUGUUCAGUUUGUAGCAUAAGUUUUUCUCGAAAUAGCGAUUUGACUCAACACAUGAGAACACACACAGGAGAAAAACCAUUUAAGUGUUCAGUUUGUGGCAAAAGCUUUUCUCGAAAUGGCAGUUUGACUAAACACAUGAGAACACACACAGGUGAAAAACCAUUUAGUUGUUCAGUUUGUGGCAACAACUUUUCUCAAAAUAGCUCUUUGACUGAACACAUGAGAACACACACAGGAGAAAAAACUUUUAAGUGUUCCGUUUGUGACAAAAGCUUUUCUCGAAGUAGCAAUUUGACUAAACACAUGAGAACACACACAGGUGAAAAACCAUUUAAUUGUUCAGUUUGCAGCAACAGCUUUUCUCAAAAUAGCUCCUUGACUGCACACAUGAGAACACACACAGGAGAAAAAACAUUUAAGUGUUCCGUUUGUGACAAAAGCUUUUCUCGAAGUAGCAUUUUGACUAAACACAUGAGAACACACACAGGUGAAAAACCAUUUAGUUGUUCAGUGUGCGGUAAAAGGUACCCACAUAAUGCAGACGUAGUAAAACACACAAGAACACACAAGGGAAAAUAACCAAUUAGCUAUUUAGUUUGUGGUAUGUUGCUCAUAUGUGGUGACAUCCACCCUACCCAGGACCUCCUCACUGCUUCUUUCACAAAUAUCUGAGGUAUUCAUACAAACUUGGAUUAGAUGAAGCAUUAUCGUAUCUACUCAUAACCCCAUGUCUUCUCUGUAUCUGAAACCUUCCUGAACAGUAAGAUAGAUGAAGCUUCAAGUGCUUGGUUACUCCUUCUUCAGUCCAGGGACCUGGGGCCUCAUGUGUCAAGUUUGUGCACGCUCAAAAACCUGCACUACACCCUUUUUCACUGCAAAGUUGACAUGUAUCAAAACUGACGUUGACGCAUAAGUGAUGCUGGGUAACUGUUUGCAUAACAAACUGCCAACUUUUACUCCUCAGACUGAUUGAUGUGCAAAUCAGAGACAUAUGAACAAUUAACACCCACAACCCAACCCCCAUCUCCCUCGAAUGUCGAGAGAUGAGUUUGCGAAGUGUAAAAUUCAGCUGUAUUUUUAAUGUAAGAAACUGAUGUUCUAAAUGUGUCCACUGGAUGUUGUAAUAGCAAUUCUGUUAGGCAAGCAAAUAGCAUAGCAAGGAUACCAAGCAAGAGGUACACAGUAAAGCGGGGCUGUGACUCCUCCCCCUCCACCCAACGUAAAACAGGAGUAAAAUAAGCAAUCA